AUGCAACAAAGUUCGCAGGAUGAAACUGAAACAUCUACUAAACCCAAAUUUAACGAAAACCUUAAAUCAGCUUUUAAACAUGUUGGAGGGGUCGCGGCUAACAGUGAGCUAAGUGUUGCCGUUGGAAUUGAUAUCUUGGAGCAGGGUGGAUCUGCAGCAGAUUCGGCUAUAGCCACCUUACUCAUGGACGGCAUAUGCAACCCGCAGAGCAUGGGUUUGGGUGGGGGAUUUUUGUGCACCCAUUACCAACAAAAUUCCGCUACGGUCGAAUGCUUAAAUGCUAGAGAGUACGCGCCUAUAAGAGCCAAAGGAGACCUAUUUGAUAAUCUAUUUCCUAUAGUUGGCGGCCUGUCUGUGUGCGUACCAGGGGAACUACAGGGCUACUGGGAUUUACACCAGAAGUACGGUAAACUGGAGUGGGGCAAGGUUUUGGAACCGGCCAUUUUUUACUGCAAAAACGGAAUACCAAUAUCGAAAUAUUGCGGAUCUUUUAUCGAAAGUCGUAGAUCGCAGAUUAUGGAAUCCCCCACACUUAAGUACUACACCCACAGAGUGACCACAUCCAUGGUACAAGAAAACAAGAAACAUGUUUCUAAAAGACAACGGCGAACUUAUAGGACACGGUGA
Molecule: messenger RNA, 627 nt
Organism: Brassicogethes aeneus
Lineage: Eukaryota; Metazoa; Arthropoda; Insecta; Coleoptera; Nitidulidae
Source: the annotation of a GenBank genome assembly